AACAGAUGAUUUUAAAUGUAAUGAAUGGGUGGAGUCAGUGGGUGGAAUCGGUGGGCGUGGUUAGUGGGCGGAGUUAGUUGAAACUUGAAAAAUCUCAAAACAUCACUCCUCAUGAGGACCUGCUGAACUUCACACCGAACAACGAAGAUAUCUCAGAAACCUCCAGAGAUAUCUGAAGGUAUCUAACCAUACACAUCUUACCUAAAGACCAGCAGGAUCCAGCAGUGUGAGAAACUGACUGAAGAGAGGAAUGUGUGAUCAGUAUUCUGACCACAAGAUGCUGAUGGAAAGAUGCAGGGAGAGAAGAAAGGAGGAGAUGAUGGUGCAGAGAGGGGAUUUGAGAAAUCACUGGCAAUCUGCUACCACACACUCCAGAGAAGAGAGGGAUAAAGUUGAAGAGCUGGCGGAACAAGCAAGGUGGAGUUAUCAUCUCUCUGUAUCCAGGAGGAAACGUCUUCAAGGAGAGAUGUGGAAAGAAAUCCAAUAUGCACUAAGAACUGAGAAGAGAUCCAUCAGUGCAGUACUUGGCCAAAAAUCUGGAGUAAAUACCUCAGAAAAUACAUGUAACCUUCCCACAUCUCAGCAGCUUCCUCUGUACACCUCUGUAACACACAACGUUUCUGUAAAACUGAAUAAUAAGCAAAACGAGCGAACAAUCCAAAGUUCUUCUUGGAGCCGACCUCCAAAUUACACACCACCUCCACCAUACACAUCUCCAGCUGAGCAGAAGAAACAAGCAGGAACCCUGGAACCAAUCAGAUCUCCCACAAACCUUUACACAGAGUACAGAUUUGGAAGCAGAUCUGAUGCUGAGAGGGAAUUAGGGCAUCGUUCUGGCUCCUUCUCAGACAGAAGACCAGAGAUUCAAUUCUCCUCAGGUGUAGAGACACCAGGAACCGUAACCUUUCCUGGUCCUGACAGAAAACCACAUCAUCAGAAACGUUGGCCCUCUGUUCAACAGAACCAGGAAUUAUUUUAUACACCACAAUCAUCAGAACAUCAGAAGAAAUAUCAGACAUCUGAUUCGGAUAUGACUCCAACUAAACUUAUAAGAAGAAGAAGUAGUGAAGGAACCAUUUUCUGUUUAGUAUCUCACACUAGAGAUUACACACGAUUGUCCAGAUCUUCUAAUUAUCAAAGACCUAAAGUGAAAAUGUUUCCUUUUUUUAAAAGCCCAGUGUUUGCAGAAACUCUAGAAGAAGUCCAAGCAUUGUCAUGCAGCUCAUUAAAAUCUUUUAAACUAGAUCCUACACUGAAAGAACCCACAGGGGAACAUCGACCUCCGAGUGACCAAAAUGUACGAUUUUCUAAACACAGAAAGGAAGUGAGAAAAGUCCGAGAGGAAGUGAGAAAGCUGAGUGCUGAGGAAACAAGCCUUUGUGAUUUCAGCAAAAAGAAAAGUCAAGACAAAAACAAUAUCAAUGUUCCUCCUGCUGAGUCUUUAAAUUCCACAACACUGGUGGAGCCACAUCACCAAACCUCACUCAAGUUUCCUUUAUGGAAGGAACCCAGAUCUCAACAAUUCCCUCCCCCACAGCUCUCCCAGCACUGCUCUAACAGAAGCUUCAGAAGAGGAGGUCUAUCAGAACAACCAGAACUAAUAAACACCACAAUGACAGAUCAAAAAACUGGUCUUGUUCUUAUCGACAAAAGCAACGUCGUCAUCAAGCUGGACAUCCUCAUUCCUCCUAAACCUGAACACAUCCAGUACACGAGCUCACAACCAUCUGACUCAUCUAAACACAAUUCUGAUUCCAACCAUCAGGACAAAACCUCUGAGCAGACCACAGACAGAAGUUCAGAACAGAAGCUUAUUAACCAAACAUCCAGCCAAGUCCAACCUAAACAUAAGACCUCCAAGAAAAGAGCAGAGAGGAUUUUGGGAAUUGUUCUUCAGAAUUCGGUUGAUGAAGAACACACAUUGAAAGAAUCCUUUAAGAUGGAAAACUCCAGUCUCUCUCAGGGUCCUGAUCCUUCAGAGAGAUCUUCUGAGGGUGACAAUCCUCCAAUCCCAGCAACGUCUACACCAAAUGAGGAGGAAAAUUCAAACAUAACAUCAGAAGCUGAAGCCAUGCUGGAGAUUUCUGAGGUGACUCAUGGGGAUGAUGUUAAUGCAGGACAUGAGAUCGUGGAGAUGAGGAGCACUGAAUGGGGAGCUGAUCUCAAGUCAGAUGACAAAAAGUUCAUGACUGAUGAAAUCCAUACAUCUGUGACUGACCUUAGGGAUGAACAUGUGAAGAACAGUUCUAUAGGUGAGCGUGAUGAUUUCCAGAAUCUGAACCAAACCUUUCUGAGAAACACCAGUGAUGCUUUCAGUCAGAAAAAUAAGAUAAUAGAAGAAAAGUCCUUCCAUGGAGCAGAUGAGAGAAAAGAUCUCACUCAAGCAAUGUUGAGAAGAUCAGUGGAAAACACCACUGAAACAUUUAGUCAAGAAUAUUUUAUGGGAAAGUUUUUAAAUGUAACAGUAGAUCACAAUGAGAACUUUAGUGAUCCUCUGGCUGAAACUGCUGAUGUACAGAAUCACGUCCAAAUCCUUCAGAACAUUUACGAGCGAGAUACUAAUAAAGCGAUGGACCAUGAGCUUAGACCCAUGGAGGAGAACCCAUUCUGCACCUUCCACAACCUGCAAAGAACGAGUGAUAUGUUCAGCCUGGAAGGAGGUCACCAUCAGGAGAACCUAUUACAUGUCCAAAAUCUCUGCCCAAAUUUCCUGAACACAUCUGAGACACUUCAACAAGAAAUCAAUCAACAGUUUUCAAAUCAAAGAGGUUCUGAAGUUUCUCCAUCUUUUCUGGGAUAUCAUGUUGAAAAAACAAAUAAUUUGUUUGCUCAUCAAGAAAACCCAGAGAACAACAUCUCGUAG
Molecule: messenger RNA, 2863 nt
Organism: Silurus meridionalis
Lineage: Eukaryota; Metazoa; Chordata; Actinopteri; Siluriformes; Siluridae
Exons: 2
Coding region: 251-2863 (870 amino acids)
Source: RefSeq, a predicted model, not a curated record